Molecule: messenger RNA, 2844 nt
Organism: Oxyura jamaicensis (ruddy duck)
Lineage: Eukaryota; Metazoa; Chordata; Aves; Anseriformes; Anatidae
Gene: TTC7A
Product: tetratricopeptide repeat domain 7A
Exons: 20
Coding region: 35-2587 (850 amino acids)
Biological process (GO): phosphatidylinositol phosphate biosynthetic process; protein localization to plasma membrane
Cellular component (GO): plasma membrane
Molecular function (GO): protein binding
Source: RefSeq, a predicted model, not a curated record
GCGCCGCCCCGCUGUCCGGCGGCGGGGCGCUAAGAUGGCGGCGCUGUGGCACGUGAAGCUGUCGGGGGAGCUGGAGCGGUGCCGGGCGGAGCGGCACUGGGCGCAGCUCCGGCUGCUGGUGCGGCACCAGCUGCUGCCCCCCGCCAGGGCGCCCCGCAAGGCGGCGGCGGGCGCCGAGGAAGCCGAGGACUAUGGGAGCAUGCUGCUUGCUGAAGCUCUGCUGGAAGAGUGCUUACAGGAAAACUUUGCCAAACUGAAGGACUCCAUUCCACUGACAGAGAAGAACGAGCCCAAGCUGAGUGAAGCUAAGCAGUAUCUGACCAAUGUCUUAAGCAGAGGAAAGCUGCGGCCUAAGUAUAUGAUAGAAGCUAUGCUGAUCCUAGGGAAGCUUCAUUACGUAGAGGGAUCCUACAGAGAUGCCAUCAGCAUGUAUGCAAAAGCAGGGAUCGAUGACCUCUCAACAAAAGAUGAACCCCUGUACAUGCUGCGUUUGGUGACUGAAGCCUUCGUUAUUAAAGGUCUGUCGCUGGAGCGCUCGACCAACUCAAUCGCCUCGCGCGCUCGCCUGUGUGAGAGGGAGGAGGAGGUCAUGGCUUGCUUCGAGACUGCUUGUGUUGUUGCCCAAGUGUACUUGCAGGAGCUUGAAAAGACCUUAAACAGCACACAUUCAAGGAGUAUAAAGGGCAGCAACAUGACGUACUCUGAGUUUGAACUGUCCUACUUCCUGGAAGCAGCCCUACAGAGUGCCUACGUGACUCAUUUAAAGAAGGGCAAUAUUGUGAAAGGAAUGAGGAGUCUGCGAGAAAUACUACGGACUGUGGAAACGAAAGCUACUCAGACCUUCAAAAUGACUGCAGCCAAGCAGCUAGCCCAAGUACUUCUCCAUUCCUUAAGCGAAGACUGUUACUGGAGCCCUUUAUCUGAUCCUCUUCCUGAGUUCAUGAACAAGGAAGAUCAGUCUUACGUUAGCAAUCUGCUCUGUCGGAAGCCUGAGCUGUACACAGAAGAGAACGUUUACUGCCCCCGGGACAACGUAGAAGAAGCUCUUCUUCUCCUCUUAAUCAGUGAAUCCAUGGCAAACCGGGACGCAGUGAUCAGCCGUGCCCCUGACCAGCAGGAUGACCGGGCUGUCAGCCUCCGGGAUGCUUCUGCCGUCUACGACCUUCUGAGCAUCACACUGGGCAGAAGAGGGCAGUAUGUCAUGCUUUCUGAGUGCUUGGAGAGAGCCAUGAAGUUUGCAUUUGACGAAUUUCACCUUUGGUACCAGCUUGCCCUGUCCAUGGUGGCUUGUGGAAAGUCAGCAUAUGCUGUAUCAGUGCUCAAGGAGUGUGCUAAGCUGCGACCAGCAGAUCCCACCGUUCCUCUUCUGGCUGCCAAGGUCUGCAUUGGGUCACUGCACUGGCUGGAAGAAGGAGAAUGCUUUGCUAAAAUGGUGAUAGACCUGGGUGAAGAUGCUGGAGAGUCCCUAGCAAAGGGUUACCUGGCACUGGGUCUUUCAUACAGUCUUCAAGCUACUGAUGCUACUCUGAAGAGCACUCAGGAUGAAUUAAACAAGAAAGCACUUCAGACUUUGGAGAGAGCACGUGAGUUGGGCCCAGAAGAUCACCAGAUCAUCCUCUACUUGUCACUGCAGCUGGCUCUUGUCAGACAGAUUUCUGAUGCUAUAGAACAUCUUCAAGAAGCAUUGCAGCUGUGCAAAGAUGACAUGAAUUCUCUGCAUCUACUGGCCCUCCUAUUUUCAGCUCAGAAGCACUAUCAGCAUGCGCUGGAUGUUAUCAACAUGGCUGUUGUUGAAUACCCAGAAAGCUUUAGCUUACUCUUCACCAAAGUAAAAUUGGAAUGGAUACAUAAGGGACCUGAGGAGGCUCUGGUGACAUGCAGGCAUAUGCUGCAGAUGUGGCAGAUGGUGUAUACCGUUUUACAGCACAGUGGCUCUGAGAAAGGAAGUAGUGUGACCGAAACACCAGUGAUCAAAAAGCAUAACGGACUGCAUCUCACGCUCCCGGAUGCUCAUGAUACUGAUUCUGGAUCACAGCGAGCCUCUUCCCUUGCUGCUUCAAGACUGGAACAGGCCAUGUCUGAAAUAACUAUGCAGAGCAGCACGAUGAAGCAAGGACCUAUGCAGCUGUGGACAACUCUUGAACAAAUCUGGCUUCAAGCUGCUGAACUCUUCAUGGAACAACACCAUCUCAAAGAAGCAGGCUUUUGUAUCCAGGAGGCAGCUAGUCUUUUCCCCACAUCUCAUGCUGUACUGUACAUGCGUGGGAGGCUUGCAGAGAUGAAAGGCAAUUUGGAGGAGGCUAAGCAAUUGUAUGAUGAGGCACUCACAGUGAAUCCAGCUGGAGUCGAAAUUAUGCACAGCCUGGGCCUGGUGCUGAACAGGCUUGGGCGGAGGGAGCUGGCCCAGAAGGUCCUCAGAGAUGCCAUCCAGAUCCAGAACACCAGCCACCAGGCCUGGAACAGCCUCGGGGAGGUCCUGCAAGCUCAGGGGAAAAACGAAGCAGCCAUCGAAUGCUUCCUCACCGCUCUGGACCUUGAAUCCAGCAGUCCUGUCAUCCCGUUCACUGUCAUACCCAGGGAGCUCUGAGGCUUCUUCAUUCGGUGGACAGACACAAACAGACAAAAGGACAUGCAGCGAAGAAACUGGAUUUAACACAAAAGUGCCAUUGUAACCUGGAACUGGGCAAAAUAAUUAAUUCCAGGAUGGGGCUCAGGUCUACAUGCUUAGCUGAGACGAGUCUAACUGUGGAGGAAUUUGCAACAGGCAGAGAAAAAGAAUGCCUUUUUUCUUCACAGAUGCCCAGUUAACCCCCUGUUCAAGUUAAUAGAAAGACUUAUUUCAAA